AUGCCCACUGCUGCUGCUGCCGCCGCCGCCUUGGCAGCGGAUGACAAGUCAGCAUCCAACGACAAGGACAAGCCGUCCACACCAGCAAAGCCCUCGGACUCGACGAUCCACACACCGAAAGACGCCUCAACACCCUUGCCAUCCACAUCCGGCGCCGCAAGCUCAGCCGCACCUGCCAACGAGGCUUCGAAAGGCAGCGUGUUUAGCAGCCCGGACAUGACGGCUGCCGUGCUUGCCUAUCUCCAAAGACGCGGCUUUGAUCGGGUCGAGGCUGCUUUCAAGGCCGAGCUUGACGCUCUAGCUUCUGGUGCGACCGCCGAGCAAGCGGCUGCAGCUGCCGAUGUGCUUGGUCGUGCUCCUACGGUUGGUAUCGAAGAUCUUGCUGCCAAGAAUGCCCCGCGUACUCCUGCGGACAAGGACGGCGACAAGGACAAGGAAGGAGCGGAUGCCACCAGCAACAAGACCCAGAACGCAGCUGCAGCUGCAGACGCAGACAUCACGUUCGCCGAAGAUGGCGACGUCUCGGCUGCUGCCACGCAGGCACUCCUUCUCGACCCUACAGACCGUGCGAGAGGAUUCGCCAUGCUCAAGUCGUGGUGCCAAGGAAGUCUUGACAUUUACCAGCCCGAGCUGUUGCCUAUCUUACUUCCGCUCUUUGUGCACUCGUUCCUCGACCUUGUCUUGAUGGGCCAAGGUCCGGCUGCCUCUGCCCUCUACACAGCCCACGCCUCCUCGUUCCUCCCCACCCACACUGCGUUGCUCUCUCAGAUUCGAUCGCUGGCACUCCCAUCGCACAUUCAGUCGGAUCCACUCGCGCAGCGAUUCCGAUCCGAACGUUACGUCAUCAAAAUGUCCAACACCGUCUUUAGCCUGCUCCUUGGUUGGCUGACCGACGGCGGUGGACCAGUCUCUGGCUCUGCCAACGGCUUGGACGAAGCAGAAGGCCCCGCGAGGCGCGGCAGAGAGGCCAUGCUCAAGAUCAUCAACGAGAGAUGCCGGAUCCAGGUGCUACACGCUCAGCCGUACCAGAUCGACGCUGCCGUGCUGGAGGAAGGCACGGGUCUGACGGGCGCCGGUCCGACGUACUCGAGCAUCACCGCCGGUGCAUCCGGUCGAAGUCGCAUCCACUCCUCCUUGGCCAAAAAUGCGGUCUCGGAGGGAGACGCACUCGCCGAGUUCAACGCCAAAGCUGCGGGUCCUCAGCUCAAGCUUCAUCCGACGGUGCCGUUGACCGAAAGGCUGGAGAACGAGGUUGCGAAGGAGCUGCAGGAAGUUGAGCGGCGUGAAAAGGAGACGACCGCUGCAGUGCAAGCAGACGAAGCCAAGAACAAAGAUGUCGAAGCCUCAAACGCUGCUACUGCCGGUGGUGCAGGUGUGAACCAAGAAGGUGCAGAGGGAGGCGAUGUGAGUCAGCAGCAAGACGGCGAUACCACGAUGCAGGAUGCUGCCCCAACUGAGGCCGGUGAAGACGAGGAUGCUGCUUCGAGGGCGAGGACAGCAUCUGUGCGUCCGUCGGAACCGCCGUCGUCGUCGGCCGCAGGAACGGCUCCCCCAGCGAGUGCGGCUGAAGCCCGAGCAGCCGCCGGCUCAUCUGGUCCUGACUUUUCGGUGGGACUCCUGGCAGCCAGCAUCACCGACCUUCCACCUCAAGCUCCCACCUUCCGCACCGUCGACGUCAAGCGCGAGGUGCAACGCAUCCGCGAUGCACGCAAACGCAUUCGUCUCGAUCCAGCGCUACUCACCGGCUCCGCAGCGGCGACCUCAGCUGCCUUCACCUCGGGGGUACGUGAUCCCAGCAUCAACGCGCUGGGCGAGCAAGGAGCCAAUGCAGCACGUGUGGCUGCUCUGCCCUCGGUGUGCGCCUACACGUUCCACGAUGCCGACGACGGCAUCACAUGCUCGACAUUUUCGGACGACAUCACGCUCAUGGCGGCCGGGUUCGAAGAGUCAUUCGUCCAAGUCUGGUCGCUGAAGGGCGAGAAGCUACGCGGGAUCCGGGGCAAUCCGAACCUGUCGUCAAUCCGCGAUAGUCGCACGCUAGGCAGGCAAAGGGAGGCGGAGGGAUACUCGACGCGGCGGCUGAUAGGUCACUCCGGCCCGGUGUACGGAGUCGAUUUCGACCCUGUGGGUGGCUCAGCGAGUGCGCCAAGGCAUCUGCUGAGUUGUUCGGCGGACGCGACCGCGCGCCUAUGGAGCCUGGAUACGUACAGCGCGCUCGUGGCGUACCGGGGUCACCAGCACCCUGUGUGGGACGUACAGUGGAGUCCGAUCGGCACGUACUUUGCCACGGCGAGCGCGGACAAGACGGCGCGGCUGUGGAGUACUGAGCGCGUCAACCCGCUGCGCAUGUACGCUGGACAUUUGUCGGAUGUCGACUGCCUCACGUUCCAUCCGAACAGUCUGUAUCUGGCUACAGGAUCGUCCGAUAGGAGUUGUCGGUUGUGGGACGUGCAGAGGGGCGCAUGCGUGCGGCUGUUCGUGGGACACCAGUCGGCGAUAUCCUGCGUCAAGGUGAGCCCCGAUGGGCGGUACCUUGCGUCCGCGGCGAGCGGCAAUGGAACGUCGGCGCAAUUUGCGGGCGUUGAUGGCGUGGAUCCGGUAUCGAGUGGGUCGCAUGUCAACGACGUGAGUGUGUCGUUGUGGGACCUGGCGAGUGGAAGGAGGAUCAAGAAGAUGUGGGGCCACAGCGAGCGCGUGUAUUCCAUGGACUUCUCCGCGGACGGGUCGCUGCUCGUCACGGGCAGUGAGGACUGUAGUGUAAGGUGCUGGGACGUGCGCGCGGUGGGUGGCGCGAGAAAGACGCCGCCAAAAGGGUCAUUGGAGGCUCAACAAGCUGUGGCGACAGGAGGAGCGGGAGCAUCAGCUGUGCCGGCGGUGGGACAGUUGGCAAAUGCCGGGUUGACAGCAGCUGCCGCGGCGGCCCAGGUCGGUGGCGCGGAUCUGGCCAGCACGAGCGCCGAUUGCGUCGCUACGUUCCAUACCAAGAGGACGCCCGUGCUGGACGUUCACUUCACGCCCAGGAACCUGUGUCUCGUAGCAGGCGUCUACGAGGAUUGA
Molecule: messenger RNA, 3057 nt
Organism: Sporisorium graminicola
Lineage: Eukaryota; Fungi; Basidiomycota; Ustilaginomycetes; Ustilaginales; Ustilaginaceae
Exons: 1
Coding region: 1-3057 (1018 amino acids)
Biological process (GO): transcription initiation at RNA polymerase II promoter
Cellular component (GO): transcription factor TFIID complex
Molecular function (GO): RNA polymerase II general transcription initiation factor activity; protein binding
Source: RefSeq, a predicted model, not a curated record